Molecule: messenger RNA, 645 nt
Organism: Trichosurus vulpecula (common brushtail)
Lineage: Eukaryota; Metazoa; Chordata; Mammalia; Diprotodontia; Phalangeridae
Product: adenosine deaminase domain-containing protein 1-like
Exons: 6
Coding region: 1-624 (207 amino acids)
Biological process (GO): adenosine to inosine editing; RNA processing
Cellular component (GO): nucleolus; cytoplasm
Molecular function (GO): tRNA-specific adenosine deaminase activity; double-stranded RNA adenosine deaminase activity; double-stranded RNA binding
Source: RefSeq, a predicted model, not a curated record
AUGGAACCCUCGUCUAUGGAGGAGGCUAUGGAAGAGCUGACCGGGGCGGCUGCUCCAAGGCUCCCGAAUGCAAGGCCCAAGAAAACAUCUGAAAACAAGGAUAGCUCUCAGAGUUCUGAGGCUCCUAGCUUUGCUCAGAUGUUGAAGAAGAACUUGCCAGUGCAGCCUUCUCCAACAACACUGGAUCUUCCUCUAGGAUAUGUAUCAGCAGAGGAGUACAGUAUGUCAAAUUUAACUUCCAGAGUUAGAGAAAUCACUGGUAACUUUCCAGAAACACUGCUUGCCAAAAUACGCCUGCCCAAGCCAAAUACUGUCCGUGCAAAGAAGAUUCCCAAGAAAUUCAUCAUGAAGUACAAAUGUGGGGAGAUCAAUCCAGUGUCGGCCCUCCAUCAGUUUGCGCAAAUGAAGCAUGUGAAACUUGACCUUAAGGAAACUGUAACAACAGGUAAUGUUAAGGGCUAUUUUGCCUUUUGUGCUGUGGUGAAUGGUAUUCAGUAUAAGACUGGACUGGGACAAAAUAAAAAAGAGUCUCGCUCCAAUGCGGCCAAGCUUGCCCUUGAUGAGCUUUUGCUGUUGGAGGAUCCUGAACCAAGUGAUGUAGGAACCUCAGCUCACUUGGCUUGACCAUUUUGGCCUGAAGUCCUU